Molecule: messenger RNA, 4250 nt
Organism: Ixodes scapularis (black-legged tick)
Lineage: Eukaryota; Metazoa; Arthropoda; Arachnida; Ixodida; Ixodidae
Product: multidrug resistance-associated protein 1
Exons: 24
Coding region: 1-3597 (1198 amino acids)
Biological process (GO): transmembrane transport
Cellular component (GO): membrane
Molecular function (GO): ABC-type transporter activity; ATP hydrolysis activity; ATP binding
Source: RefSeq, a predicted model, not a curated record
AUGACCUCGAUCCUUCUUACUCUGGCAUUAGUAAACGAAAGUGGAGAUUUUGUCACGGAAACUCGUGCCACACGUGACACGAAACGGAAGCUUUACGAGGUUGUGCUGGAAAUGUGUCGUUGGGAGACGUUCGUGUCCGCGCUAAUGGAACUCACAAACAUCGCGUCUAGUUUCGUCCCACCGAUCAUGCUCGGCUAUCUUCUAGCGUACAUCGGAGACAAGAAAGAGCACGGCUGGCACGGCUUCGCGUACGCCGCGGCAUACGGGCUCUCGCAGUUCAUUGGAGGCGUAACGAACGCGCACAGUGCGUACUUCAUGAGCAUCGGUGCCUUCAAGGUCCAGUCGGCUCUUACCUGUGCCUUGUACAAAAAGGUUCUACGUACAUCUGGAGGUUCCCUUCGGCAGUACACAGCGGGGCAGAUCAUGAACAUGAUGUCCAUCGACGUCACGCAAGUGGGGCAGUUCUUGACGUCCGUCAACAACUGCUGGAGCGUGCCGCUCAAGAUAGUCGCUGCACUUGCCUUCCUCUGGCAUUACUUGGGUCCCUCUUGUUUCGCUCUAGUGGUCAUCAUGCUUUUUUGCCUACUGGCAUCCGCCUGCAUCUGGUACUACUGCGACAAGUUUCAGAAACUACUAAUGACUUGCAAGGACUCCCGGCUGCGACAGAUCACCGAAAUUCUUAACGGGAUUAAGGUGAUCAAGCUGAAUGCCUGGGAGCACCCUUUCAUGCAAAAGGUGAACGAGACCCGAGCGGACGAGAUCUCCCACCUUAGGACAUUCUCGCUCCUUCAGUCAGCGUUCUUUUUCCUCUGGACCUUCACUCCAAACAUGGCCUUGUGGGCGAUGUUCGUGACGUUCCUGCUGGUAAGCCCCGCCCACCAGCUCACGCCCUCCCUGACGUUCCCCUGCCUCUCCUUCUUCCUGCUUCUUCGCUUUCCGAUGUACACCCUGCCGGACAUCGUGUCCAAAUUCAUCCGGUUUGCGGUGUCAUUGAAAAGGCUCUCCGAAUUCCUGGAUGCAGAGGAACUGGACGACGACGCCGUAGGAACGAACCCAGAGAAAGGAGACGCCAUCACCGUGAAGCGGGCCACCUUUGGUUUGUCAGAAUACGACACUCCUGUUCUGGAGGACGUAGACCUUAACUUCAAGGCCGGUAGCCUGGUUGCCAUUGUGGGAGCUGUGGGCUCUGGCAAGUCGGCGCUGCUCUCUGCUAUCCUUGGGACUAUCAAGAGGACAUCGGGCUCUGUGGAUGUAAAGGGUCGACUAGCGUACGUCGCACAGCAGCCAUGGAUUCAAAAUGCGACGCUGAAGGAGAACAUCGUCUUUACCAACCCUAGCGACGACCACAGAUUCCGGCAGAUCGUAGAGGCCUGCGCCCUCACGCCUGAUCUGGAUAUGCUCCCUGAGGGGGACGCCACUUAUGUCGGAGACAGGGGUACCAAUCUGAGCGGCGGCCAGAAAUUGCGGAUCAGCCUGGCCCGCGCAGCCUACCACGACGCUGACGUCUACCUCCUGGACGAUCCGUUCAGCUCGGUCGAUGCGCACGUUGCUUCGCAUCUCUUUGAACACGUGGUGGGGCCGGCUGGCAUUUUGAAGUCCAAGACGAGGCUCUUUGUGACGCACAGCACGGCCUACCUCCCCGCCGUCGACUGGAUCGUCUUCCUCGACAAAGGGAGAGUCGGGGAGCAGGGCACGUACCACGAGCUGCUCGCACGAACGGAAAACAAAUUCUCAAAGUUCCUCCGAAAUCACUCGACGAGAAAUUAUAGCGAAGACGACUCGGGGCCUGUGGCGGAGGACACCGCUAAAAGGCCAACGGACGAGCUUGUGGAAAAAGACGCUCAAGAUGAGUGCAAGCUUGCGGAUGACGAAAGAGCCAACACGGGAAAUGUCGGCUGGCAGACAUAUUACGAAUAUGUGAAGAGGGUCGGCUGGAAUUUUUUUCUUCCCGCCUUGCUCGCAGCAAUCCUUGGCAGUGGCUUCGAGUAUGGCUCGAGCCUGUGGCUGACCGCCUGGUCUCAGAACCCGGACCCAUCUCGGAGGCUGGGCUACAUGCUGGGCUACGGAGGGCUUCUGACAACCACAAGCGGCUUGAGCUAUAUUGCGUGGCUCUCCUUCGUGCUCGGCUCCCUCCGAGCGGCUUUUUCGUUCCACAGUUCGCUCCUUGAAAGCGUUGUCCAUUCUUCGAUUUCUUUGUUUGACACUACACCAGUGGGAAGGCUCGUCAAUAGGUUCAGCCGCGACAUCGACCUGAUAGACAGGGACGUUCCAUUUUUCGCUGUCAUGACUAUGAACUGUCUGGUGGCCAUGCUGAUCCUUGCCGUAGUUGUCUGCCUACCGUCCGCUUACUUCGGGCUCAUGAUGCUGCUGGUCACGAUCCUCUUUCUGGGACUCAUGUGGCUUUCGUUGCCGUCUUUCCGUCAAAUGCGUCGUCUGCAAUCCGUGAGCCGUUCCCCUGUCCUGUCCCACUUCGGGGAGACCGUGUCCGGAGUGGACACAAUUCGUGCGUUCGGCGCCACCAAACCGUUCAUGGACACCCUCGAGAGACGGCUCGAUGACUACAUCAACUGCAACGUCCACUUCGCGGCUCUUGAAGGGUGCCGAACGGUCGCUGUUCAAGUCCUGACACUGUUACUGUCCAUUGGUUCAACUCUGGUUGCGGUACUCGGAAGGGAUACUCUUGACGUCGGGAUGGUCGGCAUGACGCUCACCUAUACGUUGCAGAUGUCGGGAGGUAUGUCGAUGCUACUGACGAUGGCUGUCAUGCUGGAAGUGAGCCUAGUGGCGGUGGAGAGAGUCAUGGAGUAUUUCAACCUACCACAAGAGGCACCAUGGAACAGUGGUGAGGCUCAGCCCCCUAUUGGAUGGCCAUCUCGGGGCGAUAUAACGUUCACAAACUAUAGUGCUGCCUAUCGGGACGACAUGAAACCUGUGAUUCAAGGAGUCAGCUUGAAGAUCUCCGACUGCCAAAAAAUUGGUAUUCUAGGAAGGACUGGCACUGGAAAGUCUAGCCUUGCGCUGGCACUGUUCAGACUAAUCGAAUCGAAGUCUGGGUCCAUCACUGUUGACGGCAUAGACAUCGCACAGAUCGGCUUGCACGACCUUCGUUCAAAGAUGUCAAUUAUUCCCCAGGACCCGGUGGUAUUUGCUGGAACUCUGCGCUGGAAUCUAGACCCUUUUGGCAAACACACGGAUGCCGCCUUGUGGGAGGCCUUGGAACGGGCACACCUCAAGCGCUUCCUCGCCGGCCAAAAUCUUAACCUCGACUGCAACAUGACCGAGAGCGGGAACAACUUAAGUGCCGGACAAAAGCAGCUGGUGUGCCUCGCCCGAGCUCUUCUAAGGCGGAGCAAAAUACUGGUCUUGGACGAGGCGGCGUCGUCCGUCGAUUUGGAAACGGGCCACCUCGUAGCGGAGACCAUUCGCACCGAGUUCCGAGGGACCACCGUCGUCACCAUCGCGCACACGGUUCACACGGUCCUGGACUGCGACAGAAUCCUACUGAUGAAUGCUGGAAAAGUGGCUGAGCAAGGCACCCCCAGGGAACUGCUUCGAAGAAAAGAUGGCCUCUUCUCGAGGAUGGCUCUCAGGUCUUAGGUUACAGUGCCCGGACCCAGUCUUCGUCCGGUGCGUUUAGUGUCGUAUUGCACGGUGCAUCGAGACCGGUCCCGCAACGGCAACGAACGACGUCACAAAGGCUGGAGUGUCACACAGUCAGAUGUCGCGAUCCUGGUAAUUAAGUGUCAAAGCUCUGGAAAAAAAAAAAAGCACGGGGGAAUGCGAGUGUCGCCGUCGUCGGGGCGUCCCGACUUCCGGCUGCCGAAGACUCCGUGACUGUGCAGCUGGAGAGCAACCCACAACAGAAGAGACGUCUGCCAUGUCCGCUGCCGUGACACAGCCCGGGAAGAUGCCGGUGACAAAGCAGCACUUUGACGUCAUUAGGCGGAAAUUGAGGGAUGACUUUUUAGGACGUGGUAGGCACACCAGUUGGAGACGUGUUUCAGACACCAUACCUAAGGUGUAGUACAGAAAGGCUGGAGCUGCCAGACUUGUAUCACCGCAAGGCCAGGAUGAUUGGGACGAUGACGAAGAUUCCGAGCCAUCAUUCCCCUCCCCCCACCCCACCCCUGUAAUAACACGGUCAUUAGAUAGACUGCUUUCUGAUCUGGAAGCUUCGGUGGUUUCCCCCAUGGUAAACUGUGUCACCACAAGUGGCGUCGAAACAAAUAAAAGUUUCAAAAAGGAAAACA